CAACAGCGAGGGUGAAGACUUCUACAGCGAGGGUGAAGACAAAGUACAUCAAGUCACAGCAAAACCAUUACAAGUUGUACAGACAGAAGCAGUAGAUAAAUCACCUCAGGACGUCUUUGGAUACCUCGGAGAAAACAUCACAUUGCCCUCAGCAGUCGACUCAUCGUGGAAUCUCACCAGAAUUGAGUGGUCAAUAUUCACCAACAUCACUUUGAUUGCCACUUAUCGCAAUGGGAAAAUAAACACUGAACGUGUCCCUCAGUACACAGGGAGACUCACUCUUAACACAACAUCAGGUGACCUAACAAUUCACAAACUGAAUGAACUUGAUGCCAUUGAAUACACUGUAGAAGUCUUCAACAGUGAGGGUAAACGCAAAACGAAUCAGAUCAAAAUUACGGCAAAACAAAGGCUCCAGCAGCCAUCCAUCCAGAUAGUCACGAGUACAUCUGUAGAAAGUGGCUGUUUAAUGGUGGUGAACUGCUCUUCUCUGGAUGAGGGUGUUAAUCUCUCCUGGGGUGUUGAACCAGUCAGUGUGCUCACCAUCAACAAGAGUCAUCCCAGUGACAGCUCUGCACAGCUUUUUGCAUUUGUCAACACCAAAGAGAACUUUGCCAGUUUUACCUGCAUCUCCAGCAGAGACACAGAGAGUGUUUCAUCCAAACCUGUCACACCAAAGUGUGAGAGUAAGAUCUGUGAUUCAAAUUGUACAACUCCACCUUCACCCACAACAGAGACACAGUACUGUGCUGGAAAAAUUGUUAUUUGGGUCUUUGCCACUUUUGGAAUAUGUGGCAUCAUAUUUUAUAUGAUUUAUCGUUAUCGAGUGCAAUCAUACAGCCCGCAGGGUGACUUGUCAUGUAUAACUCAGACUGUUGUUACUCUGGUACAACGAAGACGAGGAGCGCAAAGAAGAACUGACAAUCCUGGAGAGGCUUUACAAAACCAGGAAGACCAAGUACACCUCCAGAUCCAGGAGGCAACAAGUGAAAAUGAUGUUAGCUCUCGAUGUCCAGCAUCAGCUGUGGCAGUUCAAAGACAGACAGAGGAAGAGCAGAAAAGAAAUCAGAAUGAAGACAGCAACAAAAGAGCAAGUGAGCAAAAAGAAACAAUUCAACACAAGGAGGAGAACAGAGAGCUUGAACAAGAGCAUGAAGAACAAGUUUCAAGAAUGUCACAACAGCCUCAACAAGAAUUCCUGAAUGAGUGCGAAGACAUGACUGAAGACAAAUGGCAGACAACCAUCGUAUUCGAUUGAAUGCAUUCUGACAUAAUCUUCAGGUGAUGGACUCAGUAUAAUGAAUACAUCAGUUAUUUAACUGAUAAAGUUAAAAAUGAAGUGUCAUAACUUAGACAUGCUGAUCGUUACUCACUAUUGUAUAGGUGUUCAGGAUUCUUAAAUUAUCUCAAAUAUAGGUUUGAAGGUAAUUAUGUGUUUUUUCUGCCUUUUUAAAAUAUUUCAUUAUCUCAAAUGUAAAUCUCUCCCUCUCUAUUUUUUGCUAUUACAUGUACAGAUGUAAGCUAUAAUUACAGCAAUCCAGUACUGUCCAGAUUAUUUCAGUUUACACUGUUUUUUUUUUUGUUUUGUUUUUUGUGCUGUGUUCAGUUGUGUUUACUGGUGCUUGGUGCAAAAUCAAAUUGAAUGUUCUUUCUGAAUUAUUUUCCAAAUCAAAAUAAUUUUACCACAUGAAAAUUUGCAUUCUUAUAUGUUAAUUUUAAAUGAGUUCACAUAAACUCAGGUAUAUUUGUUUUGGAUCAUAUAAUAUAAUACAUUUGUAAAUAAAUGCACAACCUUAAAUACCGUAAAUGAGAAACAUCCCUCUAUUUAUAGGUUUGUCGUGUUGGACCAGUGUCAGGACGGUCAAAAUCAUGUAUUAAUUUCUAUUUGAUUCUGUUGGAUUUUCUUUACUUUGAAGUUGUACAUAUGAUGGUAACCGAUCCCCGAAAGUCAGUUGCAAAUUGGUCACAAUGCCUUACUACUUCCAGUUUUAUUACUUUAAUCCUUUAAUUCUGCAAAAUAGAGUUGUGUGUAUAUUGUGUGCUUCACUCCAUGGCACUACAAUGUUGACUCUUACACUAAGUUGGAUCACCAAGUGACAGUGGGAGGAAGACUAGUAGCAGAGCCCUUGAGUAAGCAAGAGUCAUGUCAGUGGGUGUUCAGAAUUCAGGUUGUCACCAGGGCUGGACUGGGACAAAAAAAUCAGCCCGGGCAUUUUGCCUAGAGACCGGCC
This is a messenger RNA of Maylandia zebra (zebra mbuna), 2231 nucleotides long. RefSeq lists its product as uncharacterized. Lineage: Eukaryota; Metazoa; Chordata; Actinopteri; Cichliformes; Cichlidae. Gene Ontology annotation, cellular component: membrane; cell-cell junction. The record is from RefSeq and is a predicted model, not a curated record.